Messenger RNA from Caenorhabditis sp. 36 PRJEB53466, 5529 nucleotides. The record is from the annotation of a GenBank genome assembly. NCBI's taxonomy places the organism in Eukaryota, Metazoa, Nematoda, Chromadorea, Rhabditida, Rhabditidae.
AUGAUUAGGGGAAUAAACCCAAUUUACCAGGCCCUACUGGCGGCCACGUUCACGUGGGGAGUCACUGCUCUCGGAGCAUCCCUCGUGUUCGUCAUGAGACAUCAGAGCAAGAAAUUGCUGGGUAAGCCUUUUUUUUGUCCAACAAGCCUUCAUCUCCUUCGAAGAGUUGAAAUAUUUCGAGAAAGUGACAUUAACAAUUAAGAAAUGAGAAACAAAUGAUAAUUUGCAGACGUUUCGCUCGGAUUCGCCGCCGGAGUCAUGACGGCCGCCUCUUUUUGGUCCCUUUUGGCGCCGGCGAUCGAAAUUGCGGAGGCGGACUUUGAGAAAUGGGCAUUUGUUCCGGUGGCCAUCGGAUUUGCCGUCGGAGCCGCUUUUGUGCAUUUUGCCGAUACUCUCCUGCCUUCGUAAGUACGGAAAUUACGGAAACAAAAACACUUUACUUAAAGUAAAACUCACGGCGACCAAAAAAGGUAGAAAGGGGCGUGGCCUAGCGUGCACGGUUUAUCACCAUUUUGGCGCGAAAUUCGAAAUUUAACCCCAUUUUUCAUGUUUUUCGUCAAAAAUUACCCAAAUUAUGUACGAUUUCGACGAUGUAUAAUUGCAUAAAUUUGUUAAACUAAUCAUCGCGCACUUUUUGAGCUUAAAACGAGCAGGUUUCAUUCAGAAAUGAAUCAAUUGAGUUGAUUUUCAAGUUUUGUGCUAAAAAUGCGCGAAUUUCAGUCAUUCGCCGAUACUUUUUGCCGUUUGAACGCUUAAAACACUUUAAUUAACGUGCUUAAUCACUUCCGACACUCACUUCGUCUCAAAACUAUCCACAUCGGCCGGUAUGAAAAUUCCGAAUUGCGAAAUAUGCCAAAAACGCCUCAAACGCGGCGUUUUCACGAAAAUUUCGAUGUUUUCUUUCUUUAAUGUCUUCUUUCGUCGAUAUCAAACACAAAAAUAUCGGAAAAGUGCUGGAAUUGUGGCAAUUUUUAGAAAAUGCGUCUCAGAUUAGGCCACGCCCCUUUCUACACUUUUGGUCGCCGUGAAACUGUUUUUUUUUUCGAUUUUGACUCGAGUUUCUUGGAGGAAAAGCAUGUUUUUCUCGACUGAAUAAAAAUCAGAAAUUUUCGGUUUCGAAAGGUUUUCUAUUAUAGGGGCACCGGACAGAAAGGGCGCGCUGUUCGCAAUCUGACCGAAUUUCUAGGCCGCGAAGUAAUUUUCCACUGAAAAUGUGGCCUAACUUUUCAAACUCGGCCUCGAGGUCGCUCAAUUUGCACUGCAAAAAGAGUUUCUCAACAGAGUGCCAUUUCUGUGCGGUGCCCCUAUAAUAGAAUCUCGUUUAGGAAAAGUUCAAAAUAUUUUAAAAAGGUUCACUUUUUUGCAGAUGCGUGGGCGACGCCGGAAUGGCCUCACUGCUGGCUCCACCGGCUCCGCGCUCCGACACGGAAAUGUCGUUGAUGCCGGCCGCUCGAGAGGAUUUGGACGUGGCUGCUCUGGCACGGUAAACUUUCGAGACAUUUUUAGAAAAAUGCACAAAACUCGUCGUUUUUCGUAAGUACUGUGACGUGUGUUUUUCUUUGCUCUCCGCUCGUGUGCUCGUUUUUCCACUUCUACAAUAUUAGAAUUAGAAAGUCCUGAAUGUAGGUCAGCCGGCACAAAUUCGGAAGAAGACGUCAGAAAAGUGGCGGAAGUACGACGACGACGUGGAAAAGCUCAAAAAUCGGAGAAAAAUAGGUGAGAAAUGACGUUUUUAGUGGACAAAUUGGCAUUUUUCGCUUCGAGCGUUCUCGUGGUUAUUUUUGAGAAUAAAAUGAGUUUUGUGACCGUCUUUUGUGUUUGUCCGCACUUUGUUUAAACGUUUCUAAUGAUUUUCACCAUUUUUUGGGCUUUUUUCGGUUUUUGCAUGUUUUUCUGACACAAACACACCACGAGAAGCCUUGCAACGAAAUUUGCACCCGAAAACACGUCGUUUCUCAUUUCUCGCCAAUUUUUUUUUGAAAAUGUUCUAAUCUUCACACUCUAUCUAUGGGUUUUACUAACCACUUUCUUUGAGGAAACAUUUUGGCGAAGCGAUAACUUUCUAUUUCUCACUAAAAUCAGGGCCGGCCCUUGUCCUGCACUUUUGAGCCACUUGCAAUUAUCCGAUUGGACCCAAACUUAGCAGACUUCUUGGACUUGGAUUGAGGGCCAUUGUGACCAAGUUUCAGCCCAAUCGGAUCAUCUGGUCCCGAGAUAUGUUAAUCAUUGGCCAAAAGCCCGGGCCUCUCGGCCAAAUCGGGCCUCAAGCACAAUCUCGACAAUAAAUAAUCCGAUCAGGCUCAAACUUGGUCCCAAUAUACUUCAAUCCAUGUCCAAGAAGCCUGCAAAGCCUGGGUCUGAUCGGAAGGACAAGGGCCGGCCAAUUGCGCAGCCCUGACUAAAAUCGAUCUGAAAAGCUGAUUUUUAAUUAAUUUCGGUUUUUUUGCAGUUCGGUCAACGAAGAGCACCGCGAAAGGGACAAACAGUCGGAAACGGCCAUUGAUACGCGGCCAGACGUGAUUCCGGUGAGGAUCUUUUGGAAAAAUUGAAAUAAUUCGAAAUUUCAUUCCCCCUAGUCCCGAGAAAAACUGGAGGAAACAGUCGGAUUACAUUCCUUGUGGGAUGCUGAAAAACUUAAGAAAAAGUUAAUUUUUGACUGUUUCUCUAACAAUUUUAAACUUUUGGCGAUGCUUCAAAAUUUCAAUUUCUUUCGUUGUUAGAUAAACGCGCAUAGCAUGCAAUUUAUUUCUUUAACUGCCUACUGUCUGCGCCUCUCUUUCUUCUAACGCGCAAAUGGUAUUUUCCCGCAAACAAUUGUUUUCCACAGGAACAAGACUACCGUCAAUCGUGGAGACGUAUCCUCCUCCUCAUUCUCGCCGUCACCGUUCACAACAUUCCAGAGGUAAUUUUAACUUUUUGUUGUUGUUGUUGUAAAAGACAAUUCUCGCAGGGUCUCGCGGUGGGCGUCGGAUUCGGAUCGGCCGGAAAAACGAAGCAGGCGACGUUCGAAUCGGCAUUCAACCUGGCCAUCGGAAUCGGAUUGCAGAACUUUCCCGAAGGACUCGCCGUCUCACUCCCACUCGCCGCUUUCGGACACUCCAAACUUAAGGUGUGUACAUCUAUACGUUAUUAUCUCCGAAAAAUUAUGGAUCAUUGACAUGGUGUGCUUGAUAAUUCGAGACUUUGCUAUUUUCGAUUGGAGAGAAAUGGGCGAAAGUGCGACGGAAUGGUCGAGAUUCGUAAUUGAUAGCAAAUGCAGGCCGAUUGCGGUCGAGUAGACUUCAGCCAUCUCGCCAAUGGAGUUUGGACGAGCCCUCCUGGACUUUGCGCUUCUUUUCGUUUACGAGAAAUAGUUUGUGGGAGUGCGUCAAUACACGGAACCCCAGCAUUCCAAUGCGCAAGCAAGUUGUCAAUGGGGCGCGCUUGCAUCCACCGUCGGCUCGGAGUUUCUUUUUUCAAUUGAAAACCAGAAUUUUUUCGUUUUUCUCUUAAUAAACACUCAAAUUUUGUUCUUUGGGAACCGUGAGGCGAUUGUCUGAGUUAAAAGCAUCGAUUUAAGCGCGAAACGGAGCAGAUUCGUUCAGAAUUGACGAAAUUGAGGGAUUUCGUCGAAAACUACUGAAAAAACGGAGUUUUAACGUUUAUUUGCCGAAUCGAGUUCGGACACUGGCAUUCGAACCGUCCAGCCAACAAGGAGUUUAUUGCGCAUCUUUUAAGCGCUCAACCGUCGAAAAAUAUACAGAAUUGAGAUAAUUGAGGCAAAUUUUCGAUUCCAAAAGGAAAAAAAUUAUCGCCGUUUUUCAGUAAUUUAUUGUCCGUAUGCAUGAAUGUCUCCGAUUCAACAUGUAAAAAGAUAACGUAGCAAUAAAAUGUUGUCUUUUUACUUUAAUCGUUUCAAUAACAAGAAAUAUAUAUAAUAACAACAAGAAAAGCCACGUCGGAAAGGUUCGCCGCUCACUGGAGGAUAUGAUCGGCGAGGAGAAGUCCAUGCUAGAAAACGCCCAGAUCGAACGAAUCACGUUGCAACAAAUGUUCGAGGAGUCGAGCGGAGAGACUCUUCGCGCCAUGGAGAGAUUGAUGCGGACAAUGGGCGCCGAUACCCGUGCCUGGUAUCAACAGUGUACGGGAAAUCAGGUCCGUGCUCUUCUCCGCGAAGAGAACAUCGACAAGCUCCUUGAACUGUUCCCGAGCAAUCCAAAAAGUUCCGGCGAUGCGCAAGCUCAUGCUCGACUUGUCCUUCCUGAUGAGCAGCGCAAACAAUGAAGUCAAGGACGACACGCAAAUUGACGAAAUCGGCAAGGCCAUCAGAUCCCUUGUGAUCAACAUUCGGGAGGUUCAUCCGGAGGCUGGAGUGAUCCCCAAGCUUCACAUCAUCGCUGCUCAUUUGGAGGCCUACUUGCGAGAGAACCGAAGCUGGGGACGGUUGACGGAGCAAGGAAUCGAAGCACUUCACGCCAUCUUCAACGGGUUGAUGCGCCGAUUCGCGAGUGUCAACGACGUGAAGCAGAGAAUCUGUCUUGUUCUCGAGAACAUGGGCCACUUCAAUUUUCUCUUCGACGUCGGCGACCUAUGUUGAAUCUCUUCAUCCACUUUUUCUUCAUGUUCUUUUUUUCAAUUAUCGAUAAAUUCAACACGUUUUACAUCUUCAUCUUCUCAUCUUCUUGGAUAAUUCCGUGAAAAUACCUGGAAAACAUCUGACGGCGAAGUAAAAUGAGUCAGUCUCACUAACCGCUACUCUUUCUCUUUUCCUGCCCUGAAUUGCUGCAGCAAUCUUCCGCCGUUCGUCGAACUAUCUGUAAUUUUCACAUAAAACGUCUCGAAAUUGAUAACGAAGCAGUUAACAUUUCAUAUUUUAUUUAUUUCUAAUCAUUAUCAUAGGUUUUGACACUGAUUGGUUCUGGAAAGAUGGGGAAAAUGCAAAAAAAAGGAAAAAUUGAAAUGAGAAACUCUACAACGACGCUCCGGAAUAACGCGUACGCGCCUUGUUUAGCGCACGUGAAUUGCGCCAAGGGAAUUUUUUAUUGGAAGGCUGGGGUUCCGUGCAAUAAUAAAAAAAUUGGACAAACCACUUUUCUCAGAAAACUGUUCUGUCACUAGUUUGAUCUUCGAGGAGAACAAUUGCUCGAGGCAAUCAAAUAAAUUGACAAGAAGAAUGCUUUACAAUUAGAGAAACUUUUAUAAACAUUCAAGAAUUCCAAGGCUUUUGCAGACGACAUUUGUAACGUUAAGAACGCGGGAAAAAACAGCGAUCAAGUGAAACGUUCAUAAUUUUACAAAUUUCAGGCAUUCUGGUACGGUCAAUUGUCGGGAAUGGUGGAGCCGAUCGCCGCGUUGAUCGGUGCGGCCGCUGUCAUUUUCAUGGAACCGGUGCUCCCGUACGCCCUGGCUUUUGCCGCCGGAGCCAUGAUUUACGUGGUCGUCGACGACAUCAUACCGGAGGCUCAAAGGAACGGAAACGGAAAAAUCGCCUCGUUCGGCUGCAUUGUCGGCUUUCUCGUGAUGAUGUGCAUGGACGUGGGACUCGGAUAA